Messenger RNA from Misgurnus anguillicaudatus (oriental weatherfish), 1343 nucleotides. NCBI's taxonomy places the organism in Eukaryota, Metazoa, Chordata, Actinopteri, Cypriniformes, Cobitidae. The record is from RefSeq and is a predicted model, not a curated record.
UCUUUCUCCAUCCAUCCAUCCCUCUCUCUCUCACUCACUCACUCUCUCUCUCUCUUUCUCUCUCUCUCUCCAUCCCCCUCUCUCUUUCUCCCUUACUAUCUGAGUGGUUGCUUUUAAGAGAAUGACAAAGCCAAAAUUCAGGCCUUGUCCUAUCUGCCAGGUUCUUCAGCAGGCCAACCGCAAAACCUGCAGUGCUUGUUUUGCCACACUACCAAGCAAGCGGUUAUUAAAAACUGCAAAAAUUAAUGAUGACUGGGGCCAGAAGGUCAUCAAAAACAAAAAUGCAUCUAGGGUGGUGGCCUCUGCCCAAAUAGCUGUCCAAAAACUUUUUGCCUUGGGCUAUAUGCCCAUAUUAUUUAUCAGCCAGAGGCACAAGGGCACAGGCAAGUUGAUGGCAGAUGUAAUCACGCAUCUGCCACCAACGCAAAACAACACACGCUUUUUAACAAGCAUGAAGAAGGCAUAUGACUUCCUGAUCAAAAUGAAUUAUGUGCCUCAGCCCCAGCAAGACCAGCCCCAGCAAGACCAGCCCCAGCAAGACCAGUCCCAGCAAGACCAGCCCCUCCAGCAAGACCAGCCCCAGCAAGACCAGCCCCUCCAGCAAGACCAGUCCCAGCAAGACCAGCCCCUCCAGCAAGACCAGCCCCUCCAGCAAGACCAGCCCCAGCAAGACCAGCCCCAGCAAGACCAGUCCCAGCAAGACCAGCUCAUACUCCUAGACCAGCUCCAGCAAGAUCAGCCCCUCCACAUUGACCAGCCCCAGCAAUACCAGCCCCUCCACAUAGACCAGCCCCAGCAAGACCCUCCCCUCCACCUAGUCCAGCCCCAGAAAGACCAGCCCCUGCCCCUAGACCAGCUAUUCCCACAAGACCAGCCUACCCCAGCAGACCAACAAAUAAUUACAAUUGAAUUAUUUACGGUCGACUCUCAGGCUCAGCAGUAUGUGGAGCCUCUACCACCCAGGAAAAGACAAACCCCACUAUCCACCCCAGGCCUACCACCCACCCUAGGCCAAGACAGACGAGCCCCACUAUCUAUCCAACCUCAACUAAAGAAAAGACAAACCACAGGUACAGGAGCCACACAAGCCCCACCCUCUACCCUGGCCAAAAAGAAGAAAACAAAAAGUUGCAAAUGCAGUCGACAGACAAUUUAUCCGUAUGAUAAAAUAUUGGAAAGACGGAUGAAUGAGGGGAAGGCAGCAGAGGUCAAAGUACGCUGGCUACCUUGUUCUUCCUGUGGCAGAGUCUGGGAGGACACCUGGGAGCCGGCCAGCAAAUUCGCCUGAUGACCAAUACUGUUGUGCUAUUUGUUUGUAUAUAUUUGUUGAUAAUUAAAUUCAC